Lytechinus variegatus (green sea urchin) is the source of this 3160-nucleotide messenger RNA. RefSeq names its product 1-acyl-sn-glycerol-3-phosphate acyltransferase alpha-like. The transcript has 6 exons. Gene Ontology annotation, biological process: phosphatidic acid biosynthetic process. Gene Ontology annotation, cellular component: endoplasmic reticulum. Lineage: Eukaryota; Metazoa; Echinodermata; Echinoidea; Temnopleuroida; Toxopneustidae. The record is from RefSeq and is a predicted model, not a curated record. The coding region runs from base 939 to 1832 and encodes 297 amino acids. Gene Ontology annotation, molecular function: 1-acylglycerol-3-phosphate O-acyltransferase activity.
UUGAUUUGGAAUCCUAUUACAGUUGAUCGUCAGCGUUCGGCGCGCUAUUGCCAGGUGAUUGCACUUUGGACAGAUGAACUCUGCACGUUUAGAAAACGACAAACAUGGCGAGAGAAUAGAAUUAAUUACCUAAUAUUUGAAAUGUUCGUUAAUAAGUACACACCUCCAGCAAUUAGGUAUUACAUCAAGAUUCUUUAAACUACUUCGUCAGAGAAACUUAUCUGAACCUCGUACCUCUAAAGAACUAAUGUUGAAUUUACGUGAAUUUGUGUUUUCUCUCAGCACACGACUGCAACUUUUCAACAUUUCAAGCCGAGAUUUACCAUAUGUAUUUCAAGUACAAAACGAUUUCGUAGCAUGUAUGUUUCUUAUUUGGCAAUCAUGAAAUUUAUGCUAUCACGUGGAGUUUGACGACCGACAAUAUGAAAAAUUCUUAAAUAGGGAAGCAUCAUGAGAUUGCAACGGAAUCACAAUAUACUGUGUCACUUGUUGGUUUCGUUAUAGCAGUGAUGUAGUAUAAAACCGAAUAUAAAAAUUACUACAGGAAAAAAAAAAUAUAAGAUUGUGGACCCCGCAUAUUUCCUUUACCAUCAAUAUACGCCUUCAUCUUAAGUGAUUUCCAUCUCUAACCAUCAACUGACAAGGAUCGGGUAAGCUGGCUGAAGAUUUGCAGCGAUAAACAGGAACCUUGGACUUUAAUAACUAAUUCAUGUAAAUAACAAGCAAUAUUAAUUGCACAAUUCGAUCAAAUUAUCAAAAUAAUUAUUAUUUAUUCUGGAUUCUUUUUCUGCAACACACAUCACAAAGACAUUAUGUACGACUGCUUUUUAAGAGUAUCCAUCGGACAAUAUAUAUAAAGACAUCACGAGCAAGGUCUCAUUGAACUAACACCAUCGUCGUUUCGUCGCAUCCAAGAUCUCAAGACCGUACCGUCGAUCAUGGCCUGGGACACAGAAGAGACAGAUGGAAGCACUAUUGCAGCUGGCCCGGUUCCUGGAACCGAUCUAUCACAUUCAAUCCGUGUUCCGUGGAGUAUUCUGGUCGCAUUCAUGCUCCUGGUCCUACUUUGUAGCCGCAAAAUUCGGUUCUACCUCAAAUACCACUCUUUCGCUGGAAUCUAUUUCUUUUUCGGCAUCAUUUGUAUACCUAUUAUGCUCUUCAACGCACGUGAUCCCAAAUCAACCAGAAUUCCGAGAUUACUGGUCCGGAAGGUGCAAAGUCCUCUAUUCGGUAUCACGACCAAAAUGAUCGGAUUGGAACGAUAUCCGGAAGGCCCCUUUGUCAUUGUCUGUAAUCAUCAAAGCUCACUUGAUUGUAUAGGUGUAAUGGAGCUCUGGCCUCCCCGAUGUGUAAUACUCAUGAAGAAAAUGCUCAAGUACGCAGGACCAUUCGGCCUGGGAGCCAUCUUGGCCGGGUCCAUCUUUGUCGACAGGUCUAACCACCGAAGCGCCAAAGACACUUUAAGUCAAGCUGUAAAGAUCAUUCAGACCAAGGGUUAUCGAGUAUUAAUUUUCCCCGAAGGAACCAGAAAGUUACCAAAGGAAUCAUCGGGAAAGAUUGGCAAUUCGGAACCACUGCUCCCAUUUAAAAAGGGAGCAUUCAACCUAGCGAUUCUCUCACAGGUUCCAAUUGUACCUGUCGUAUUCUCUUCGCAGAAGCAUCUGAUUGAUUUCAAGGAAUACAAAUUCGUUUCCGGUGAAUAUACAGGUGUCGUCCUGCCGCCCAUAGCAACCAAGGGGCUGACACUUGAAGAUGUCCCUGAUCUCAGUGACAGAGUCCGUGCCAAGAUGAUCGCUUGCUUCAACGAAAUGGAACAAACUCAAAGCCGCUGAGGGCGCUGUUUACAAGCUUUGGCCCUAUCAUGUACAUGUACUACAAAAUAGGUUCAUGCGCCAAUCAAGCUCGGGUUCGAUGACUUCGAUAUGACUUGUGGAAACUGCGUCGUUGGAUCAGCAUAAUGUUGCCACAAAAUCGUCAAAUACUGCGGACAUGGUCGAAAAUACAUCUUCACAGCUUUUAAAGACAUUAUCGCGAAAUGGCACAAGUUGGUUUCAAUCUAGUUCGAACAUUUCUCUGUUGAUAUAUGGUACGGCCAUUAUGGAGAUUUCGGAGCCAGAAAUGCAUAUACUCUAACAUGGACCUACAACAAACUCUGAUUACAGUAAAGCAUAAUAUGACAAUAAGCCUUAUUAUAAUUAAAGUAUACGCCCUACCGAUAAUCAUCCACAUUUUGAAGAGGAAAAUAACACUCCAUAUAUAUGAGUCUCUUCACAAGAGACUCAUGUGAAGUGUUGCUCUGGUUUGUUACUCAGGUCAACCAACAAGGUUGCAUUACAACUUACAACUUAUACUUUGUAUGUAAAGAAUUCAUGCUGUCCUACAUGUCGGUCCUUCGAUCAACAAUCGUGACUCAGUCUCACUGUAGCGAGGUCGAUCGGGCCGACAGCAAACCGAAAAAACAAUACACCGUUUUCAGUGUGACCAGUAUGAUCCGAUACAGGUUCCCACUACAAACUGGUAAUGCUCGGUCAAUCCUGAUCAUGAGGCAUGAUCGACCAGGAAUGCCUUAUGCCUCUCCCUCUCUUUUAUUAUUUUUUUUUGGGGGGUGUCAAUUUUUUGGCGCCAAUUCGAAUCCCGUAAAAGUUCGACUCUGCAACCGCACGAGGUAUAAUUAUGAAUCAAUUCAACAAUAUUUAUCAGGCUUCAUGUUCAGGCAUAUGGCAUUAACUUUGCUACUACAUUCAUAAUCUCGAGAUUUGUUUCAUAUACAUACACUUAUAGUCUUACAUCCUUAAUGACUAUCUAAAGACUAUCUUGAACCAUAAACUACAUUCACAUCAACGAAACCACUCCAGCCGUUCAAAGUUAUUUCAUAUUUUCAAAAGGGUACGUGUAUCAUCGGUCAGUUUGGAGUUGGCAUUCUUGGUGUGAUUGGAUGGACGUUUUGUCCUUUCAAACGUACGUGAUUAUGGAAAAAUAAAUGCCUUACAUCAUUCAUGUGCAUGGGAAAACGUAAAAGGUUUAUAACAAGGUUUAUAACAAGGUAUAUAGUCCAGGUAUGUUCUGACUUAUCUUUCAUUUCAACUGUAUAUCCUCAAGAUUGAAUUGAAUUGAAUUGAAUUUAUUACCAAAUAUUACUGUCAGGUACAAUUACAAGGAA